Messenger RNA from Exophiala xenobiotica, 2075 nucleotides. RefSeq lists its product as uncharacterized. Bases 211 to 1851 code for a protein of 546 amino acids. The transcript has a single exon. Lineage: Eukaryota; Fungi; Ascomycota; Eurotiomycetes; Chaetothyriales; Herpotrichiellaceae. Gene Ontology annotation, cellular component: ESC/E(Z) complex. Gene Ontology annotation, molecular function: protein binding; nucleosome binding. The record is from RefSeq and is a predicted model, not a curated record. Gene Ontology annotation, biological process: negative regulation of transcription by RNA polymerase II.
UGUGAUUAUGACCAGCACGGUAAAGACUCCGCUUGCAUACGGAACACCGAAAGUCGAGAUCUGAUCGCGUAACUGAUGUCUGUCUCUGACCGGAAGAACAGGUGAAGCGGUAUGGCACGGGCUUUUGAUAUGAACAACCAUUAUUCCUCCAUUCCAGCAAUCUACAAAGCAACCGACACGACGAUCUAGGCUCAUCCUUCUCAACUCAGGAUGAAUACUCAGGCAACGACAAAGGAAUCCUUCAUCCUUCCGAAACUGAAAUUCAAACACAAAUCUCCCGUCCAGACGGAUCGGUUCAAUUACUACGAUGUCAAAUUCUACCCCUAUGCAAGCCCACCAGAUGACGAGCCAAUGUUUGCGGUAGUGGCCCAGACGAAAGUCACCAUCUAUCGCUUGUCACUCCGACCCAGUCAGUUUUUGACAACGUUGCAUGAAUUAGUAGAUCAGCAGGAGAGGGACGACCCGAACUCACCAGGAUUGAACUCUUGUUCGUGGUGUUACAUCGAACCACAGAAGCCUUUGCUCGCCUUGGCUGGAGGGUCGGGGCAGUUGAAAAUCAUUGAUGCACUCGAAGGAGACCUUUUUACGACGUUAAUUGGCCACGGGCACGGGGGCAUCAACGAUAUCGCGACACAUCCACUCUACCCAUGGAUUGUCGUAACCGCUUCGAUGGAUAGGAGCCUUCGAAUUUGGGAUUUACGACGGCAUGCCAAUCGACACCAAUCACCAACCAUAGUCAUAUGUGGUCAAGCAACAGGACAUUGCGAGGGCGUUCUGACCGUCUCUUGGCAUGCCAGUGGGCGAUACAUGGUUACCGGAGGUCAUGACCAAAGGAUAUGUGUUUGGACAGUCCCGGAUUUGGCCGAUAACUCUCCCUUUUGGCGACAAAUAUCACCCCAGCACAGAAAGCGGAGCUCUCACGACGUCUUAACAAUGUACUAUCCUCAUUUCGUCAGCUCAGCAGUACAUUCCAACUUCGUCGACUGUGCAAGAUUCUUUGGUGACCUGAUCAUAUCAAAGGCUGCCAAUGAAGACAAGAUCGUCCUGUGGAAGGUGACCGGUUUCGAUUCCCGACAAGCUCCUCCAGAUUCUACCACUGCCCCCAAGCUUGAGGAUUAUCUAGACACUCGCAAUGGCUUUAUCCGAACAGUCACCACCCGUGAGGACGGAAUCGUGGAUGUGGACAUUGCAGAGGAAUAUGAGGGACUACCAUUGUAUGAGAGACUGUUGGAGUUUGAGACCACUAGGGUCGAACAGUUCUACCUUCGAUUCGGCUUGCUGCUGCCAUCGCUUGCAUACCCUAAUUUACACCCAGUUCUGGCUUUCGCGAAUGCUACAUCCGAGUUACGCUUCUGGGAUCUCGAGCGGUUAGCACUUGGCCAUGCUGGAGGACUUGAUGAGCCCAAGAAUCCACAACCACGAAAAAAGCACAAAGGUGUGGCACAGCCAAUUCGACCACAGGACCGUGUGACUCGGGCAAAUGGCACGCCUCAAAGCACCAACAAGGAAUCUUCACCAGCGUCUCUAAAUUCCAACCCCAGCUCUGGAGCCUGGCCACGGCAAAGCUCUACUGACGCGACCAGCGAAAUCUCCGAUGCAAACAAUAUAUCUAAAUUCCCCAGUCGAGAUCGCGAACGAUACCCCAUUCACGAUGCCGAUACACCUCUUAAACCGCAUGCCAAAGUGUCGCUGAUGGAAUUGCAAUUUAAGAAUCAUGCACAUUUCAACGCCAGAGCAGCUGAUUGGAGUCCUUGUGGGAAGUGGUGUAUCGUGGUUGGGGAGUCUGCCAGAAUGACAGCAAUGGGCAUUGAAGGCAUCGGAGGGUUUGCAGUGCUUCAUCGGUGGGACUGACCUUGUUGUUGCCUAUGCAAGUGGGAACAGAAUGUCGACGAGGCUGACGAUGGCGGCCUCGCGGCUUGUUAGAAGCAUGUGAAGUAUACUGUACGCCUACGGGUAUUCGGGUACCUUGCAUCCAAUUUUAUGGGGGCCAUCGUGGGCCUGCGGGGGAGAUUGUUAGGCGGUCCCCAGCCCACGGGCCCACUGAGCCUACCUUAAGUACUGCUGUAACUCUGACG